AUGUCAUCAGAAGUAUCAGCAAAUAUUUCGCAGAUAGAGGACCUAAAGUCCCAGAAACUUAGUAUGGGGUGUAAGAUAUUUGUUAGGAAAGAUAAAUCCUUUCAAAAAGCGGAGAUUUUAUCGCUUCAAACACGAAAAAACCAACCAUAUUUUUAUGUUCAUUAUCAAGGCUUUAAUAAGCGCCUAGAUGAAUGGGUUUCUCUUUCAAGAAUAGAUUUUUCAAAAGAAAUCGAGUUUCCUAAGGUAGACAAAGCCAAGAAGAUAUCUAAGUCAAAUAUACAAAAAACAGACGAUACAGAAACAAAAAUAGAAGAUAGAACAAGUAAGAGACAUCGUAUAUGCAGAGAGGAAGUUUCGUUGGAUGCUUCAACGACAGGAUUAAAAGAAAUUAAGGAAAAAGACAAAACAUCUACAUUAAAGCCUAAAAAUGACAACCAAGAAGGUUGCUAUGCACAGGAAGAAAAAGAAGAUAUUAUGUUAGAUAUAGUUGAGGGUGAUCAAAUGAAUUGUAUAAAUAAGGGGCAGGAAAAAUGUUCAAAGACAAAUGAAAUUGAAAAAUUACGAACAUCAGGAUCUAUGGCACAAAAUAUCCAUGAAAUUUCACGUGUUAAGAAUCUUACAAUGAUACAAAUUGGUAGACACGAAAUAGAACCAUGGUAUUUUAGUCCAUAUCCUAUUGAAUUGACUGAACUCGAUCUAAUUUAUAUAUGUGAAUUUUGUUUUUCAUAUUUUGGAUCCAAAAAACAAUACGAAAGACAUAGGAUGAAGUGUACAUUACAACAUCCCCCGGGAAAUGAGAUAUAUCGCGAUGAACACAUUUCUUUCUUUGAAAUUGAUGGACGAAAACAACAUACAUGGUGUAGAAAUUUAUGUUUAUUAUCAAAAUGCUUUUUAGAUCAUAAAACACUUUAUUAUGAUGUAGACCCUUUUCUAUUUUAUUGCAUGACAACACGUGAUGAAUAUGGCUGUCAUUUAAUUGGUUAUUUUUCAAAAGAAAAAGAUUCUUCUGAAAAUUAUAAUGUUGCUUGUAUUUUAACUCUACCACAAUAUCAACGACUAGGCUAUGGAAGAUUACUUAUAGAAUUUUCAUAUGAACUUUCAAAAAAAGAAGGAAAGUUAGGAUCACCUGAAAAACCUUUAUCAGAUCUUGGUUUACUUAGUUACAGAGCAUUUUGGGCAGAUGUUGUUAUUGAACUUCUAAUGAAUACAAGGGUUGAAGUAACAAUCGAUGAAAUUGCCAAUAAGACAUCUAUGACAUCGCAAGAUGUUUUACAUACAAUCCAAAACCUUAGUCUUCUUAAAUAUUAUAAAGGACAGCACAUUAUAUGCAUAUCUGAAGCAAUUGAACAACAAUAUGAAAAAUAUAAAACAAAACAAAGAAGAAAAAUAGAUCCAAACGGUCUUGCUCACUGGAAACCCCCUGUUUUUAAUUCUACACAACUGAGAUUUGGUUAUUAA
Pneumocystis murina B123 is the source of this 1458-nucleotide messenger RNA. RefSeq lists its product as hypothetical. Gene Ontology annotation, molecular function: histone acetyltransferase activity. The record is from RefSeq and is a predicted model, not a curated record. The transcript is spliced from 3 exons. Gene Ontology annotation, biological process: regulation of DNA-templated transcription. NCBI's taxonomy places the organism in Eukaryota, Fungi, Ascomycota, Pneumocystomycetes, Pneumocystales, Pneumocystaceae. The coding region runs from base 1 to 1458 and encodes 485 amino acids.